AGGUUUGGACGGUUAAAAAUCGACUCGCGCGAUUCCGCUUUCGGGUAACGGCUGUUAUUUUUUUUUUUGCAACAAGAGGAACGCCGCACCACAUGUGUCCGGAGUACAUUCGAUCGUAGCAACGGUUCCAUUCGGUUGAUGGUGCACUUUAAACGGACGCGUGAACAAACGUGAGUGACCUGCCGUGCUGUUUACUAUACCAGUAGGAUUAUCAGCUGAUAGCAUUCUAGUUGUACGGCUUUCGCGUGUAGUGCUUUCAAGGUUGAGACGCAUCAUUGUCCUGCGAAUAGUGUCAGUGUUGCACGUGUGAAUGAUGCCCUAAGCCCGAGUGGCGAAUUUCCGAGAAAAGCCCCCACAGGCGAAGAGUGCUGUGAGUGUUGAAGGUGCAUAUAGGCAAAAGAAUCGCUGCAGUUUUUGAAGAAGAUUGAACAGGUAAUUUGGUGGUGCUGAAGAUAGAUUGUCUCGUCGAUGUUGAUACGCAUACAAUAAAAGUGCAAAACAAGUUUACCUUUCGGUGUGGUUAGAUUUGGUGAAUCAAAGUGCAAGUGUGCGUUGGUCACAGGUCGUUUCGCUGGCCAAGCGGUAGAAGACGCAGAGGGCAAAUGCUCACUGCCCGGUGCAACAGCGUCACUUAGUGCGUCAUUUUGCUCGAGGGAACCAGCGCAGAAUAUUCAUAACGAUGCGAUGAAUGGAAUUAGCGAUUACUGAAUAACAAAAUAAAUUGCAACCGUACGGGAGGCGGACAAACGCCGCGGAAUAACAACAUUUGUUAUAUUCUCAGAACAGCUGUGUGGUAGAAGCAUCCAGCAGGGGGAGCGAUUGCACCGCGGGCGUUUUUAUAAAUAAGAUUUAUAUUUUGCGUUGCCCGACGAUGUCGUCUGGUGUCUGGUGUUUGUCUACGGGGGGAUACUUCAAUGAAAGAGUGUUCUGCGAGCAUUAUUUGUGAUCGGUGGGGCGGCCCAGCGAUUUAACGGUGUUAACGAUUACAACAACAGUAGCGAAAAAAUAGACGACAACUCAAUCGUGAAAUUCUAAUUAUAGUGUCACUGUUAAGAAGCGAGUGUUUCAUUGUGGAGUUACGGCCCAUGUAAAUAUAUCCCGAGGCGAGAACUGCAAUGAAGCGUACCGUUUGUGUUUGUGCCGUGAGUAUCUCGUGGUAGUGUUCUCGACGAUUUACUCAGGUCAUUGACUGAGGUUAUUACUACGAAUUAAGUGCCUCGACUAAUUAAGUCACGCUUUCGUCGUGGAAAUACGCGCGAGGAGUUGUAAAGUGUGAAAAUAUUACCCGUAACACAACGCUGACUCAUCACAAUGCAACCAAGGCGUUAGAUAUAAUCACCCAUCGUGAGAGAAAAAAAAAUUGCGGAUCAUCAUCGACGUCAGCCUGAAGUGAGCAGAUAAAACGAAAAAAGUAGUCCUCCAAGUAAGCGCAAACCAGAAGAAAAGUGUUGAAUUUUCUCUCCUCCCCGAGCUGGAACGAGCUGGAACUACAUCACGCCAAGAUUAUCUAUCGUCAAAUAACCGGAAAAGGGUCAGCUCAGCAAAUCGAAUGCUCGAUUGAAUCAAUCGACGGAAAGCACAAUGAGAGAAAUAAAAUCAAUACUAAUCGCCGCCCAUUGAUUUGCUCCCGGCAGCUCCCCGCAACGGAAGACGGACAGAUCAAAACCACAAUCCCUCCCGGAUGAGGACCUUGUAAGUUUUUGCUCGUCAACCAGAGGGAGUGGAGCUUUGCGGUUGUAUUGUGCCAGUGAACCGAGAGGAAACAUUGAACAUCUUCGGCUUUGUGAUUACGCGUGGGAGUGUAAAGCUAUUUGAGCGAUUGUUUGGAUUAAUCGCCAAGAAGCGGGUUCGGUGUGCUAUUUCUGAGGUGAUUGAAACAAAAAUCAAAACAAAUAUUGCAUGUGAUGGAAUACAUCUAUUAUACACAUCCCAUGUGGCGUUGUGAAGUGUUUAAUUAAUGCUGAGUAAAUGAUUGGAGAUAAUGUUGUGGUUGUGAUGACUACAUUUUAGAUAUAGGUGAGCGCAUGUUACCAGUACAGGAUAGCAACAUAUUUUCAGUGGGCCAUCGGAAGCAAACUUCAUAGGUGGUUUCGGUCAGCAGAUGAUUAAAGGUUAUGUCAUAAAAUCAUCCAUAAACAGUGUGAUAAUUCGUGCUCCCGCAGCAGUUGCCCACUAAGCACAUCGUGAGGCUCGUGAAAAAAAAGUUUAUGUGCUGCUGCUGAGCAGUCAAAACGAGGUGCACGUCGGGAUUUAUAGCACCAGUGGGCUCAUCAUUAUUAUCCCGUUGUGCAUUAAUUAAAUUCAACCGGGCGCCAAAAACCCAAGUUCAAUGCUGCCGGGAGCUGCGCAACAUCGAGUGACCGUUGUCAUCGGACGACUCCAGUGCUAACACAGUGAUGAUGAAUCUGAUAAAAAAUUAAUAUUCUGCACAUUGGUGCAUGGUAGGUGGGAUUAUGUUUAGCCCGGAUCGACCGCCGGCCAAAUCCGGGAAGCUGUCGAUGACAAGCGGUUUUGCCAGAGCCGUCCUGCUGCCGUUGUUGCUGAUAGUGGCUAGCACGCGUGGGGCCGGUUCCAAUGGCAUCGAGAUGGAUGAUUUACCAUCGCUCUCCGCGUCAUCCCAUCUGUGUGGCGGAACACUCACCGCUACCCAUGGAACCAUCCAAACGCCCAACUUUCCGGAACGCUUCCCGGUUCCGAUCAGCUGCACCUGGAUCAUCGAUGCUUCCGCAGUGGCCGGAACGAAUAUCUCCAUUGUGGUAUAUUUGACCCAGCAAUACGUUCUCAGUGGUCUCCGGUUCACGGAGUACAUGUAUUACAGUGAGGAUUAUAAAGUGCCCAGUAUGAACGUGUUCGAACUGAGUGAAGAAGGUGUGACCAAUGUACCGUGGAUUAAGUUCAACAGUCCUUAUCUGGAGAUCCGGUUCACCAUGGAUAACCUGUACGGUACGCAUCUGCGGGCGCUGGAUCGCCUGCUGGAUGUGUACGGGUUCAACAUUACCUACGAGGUGGAUACCAUCAAAUCGUAUCACUGCAACGCGCUGCAGUGUCGAUUCCUGGGCCAGUGCUAUGCCAAGCAGGAUUACUCGUCCUACUACUGCGACUGCUAUCCCGGGUUCAGCGGGAUCGAUUGCGGCUAUGGACCGCUCUGUAAGGACUCGCACAACUGUGAAAACGGAGGCACGUGCAAACACAUCGGUGAUAACGCCGUGACGUGCCUUUGCCCCGCCGGCUUCAAAGGCAACAAGUGCGAGAUCAGCGAGUAUGACGAAAUAACAGGUUGCAAUCUGGAUAACGGCGAGGACUGCUUUCGUCAGUGCAUUUACACCGAGGACGGCGGCAAGGACGCUUGCAAAUGUGAUCAAAGCAUAUCGUCUUCCUGUGAGUACAACAACACUCGUGGCAGGGCCAAGUACGAGGUGACAGUGCGUCUGGCCAACUCAUCAUACUUCGAAACAAACGAAAAUGGUGACCGGCAGCUGAAUGAAAACACGAUUAGCCUAUUGGAGAAGCAUAUAAACCGCUUUCUGCGAGGCUCCAACGUAUCGAAAAUAAAUGACCUGGAAGUGUUCUCCGGCAAGGCUGACAACGAAGUGAAGAUUCAAUUUUUCGGCGCAAAAAUAGACUCCUCAAGGAUACGGGAAUCGAUGGAACGAAUAGUGGAGCAGCGUGGGCGGACUGGCAAUAUUAGUUUUGCAUCCUUCAAGCCAUUGUUCCGCCAGGAUGCAGGACUCAUGUUGCAGUCCGUGGUCGUCAAUCAAAAAGGUCCCGUGCGGGAGAACACCGAGUUCAUUCUAUCCUGCGUGGCCCAGGGCUCGUCGACAAUGAGCUUUCGGUGGUACAAAAAUGGCUUCUUCGUGAACGUGACAAAAGCGACGCGAAACAUGUGGACCCGUCUGCUACCCCUGGACUCGAAGGAUCACUACACCGCACUGUUAGGCAUCACCAAGGCAAGCCCACUGGAUGAGGGCAUCUACACAUGUCAGGUAAACGACAUGGGAAUGCAGCAGUGCCGCUCGACGAAGGUGCAAAUCCUCGGUGCACCCCAGCUGCGGGUGGAUCCGCCCAGUGUGUCUCUUUUCCGGGGCGAAUCGUUGCUCAUACGGUGUCUGUCGCAGGAUUCCUACCAACAAUAUGGUACACUCGGUUACAGCUGGACGAAAAACGGUGCACUGUUCCAGUCGGAUCCGAACGCCGAGCUGUGGGAAGAUCUCUACCCGGACGGAAGCAUCCUCAAGGUGAAAAAUCUCCAGAAAUCUGUCGUGUACACCUGCAUCGUAUCGAACUCGGUUGCACCGAUAUCGAAGAGUGUCCACGUCACUGUCGUUGAGCCAGGAUCGGUCACGCUGUGUCCCAAAAACAACGACUACGGAGUGAGUUGGCCGGCGAGCGCUUCGGGUCCAGCCGUUCUAACCGAUUGCCCAAAACGAGGCGAAGGGCUAGCGAAACGAAUCUGCGAACAGAGAGACUUCGGGCGUCCGGAAUGGCUGACACCGGAUUUUUCCGAGUGCGCUCCGGAUGCUGUCAUCGAAAUUGAGAAUGAGUUUCGUGGGCUUACUUUUGGCUACCAGAAAACAAACGGGACCAACGUUCUGCAGUCGUGCCUUGAAUACGCCAGAAAGCAUUACGCCGGAUUCCUUCCGGGAGAGGGCGGGGUGCUGCUCGGAUUACUCCAAGAGAUAUUUCGCUACGUUGAAAACACCGGAACGCAGCACGAGCAGGAAGUAGCCUCGGACAUCAUUCUGCGGGUGGUGGACGUUAUUAUGCAGAAUAAAUUAUCGCUGAAUAAUCAACAGCAAAUCAAGCAGCUGCAGGAUCUGGUUCAAGCGACCGCACUGAACCGUGAAACGACGAUGGCCGCCCCCAUCUCGUCCUCGUCCUCGCUAUCGUCAUCGUCGUCCUCGUCCAAAGCAUCCCUGGCGGCGACCACGACCGUUACGCAUCAGCUCAACUCGUUCUAUUUGUACACCGAGUCAGUCAAAGGGUUGCCAUUCAAUUUGCAGAUCUACGGAGACCAACUCUACUCGGACCAACUGUAUAUGGAAAUGGACGUAACAAGUUCGCUGCUAGAUAUCGUAUCCAACGGGACAGUACUCGUCACUGUGAUUUCGUACAAAAACCUCACAUCUUUUCUGCCCCGGUUCUACUUUGCUAAAAACAGUUUCGGUACGGAUAUCGAUUACAUCCCCGCAUCGAAAAUCAUCUCAUCCUGGCUGUACUACGCUAACCGCACCGGGUACGAACCGAACCGACCACUUCACGUGCCGCUCGAGUCGGCCCACGUGGAAAUUAUUUUCCAGCAUGAAAAUUCGCCGACCAGCGAGUGGAUACCACUUUGCGGGUACGAUGCCAAAGCAACAUUCGAGCCAACGUGGCGAACCGAUCUCUGCAUCACCGAGAACCUUAUGGAAAAUAUUACGAGAUGCAUCUGUCCAUUAUCGGGCACGUUUGUGGUUCUGCUGGCAAAGAAAAACUAUAAUGCAUCGGUUACGAAAACCUCAACCAGACCGAUCCUGGUGGUGAUAAGCUGCGGAUGCUGCUUCCUGCAGUCCUGCAUCGCGUUCGCCAUCAUGCUGCCGAUCCUGUACCAACGCAGAUGCUGUGUGACCUUUUUAAAAAUGCAAUUCUGCUCCGCCACAUCGAUGGCGAUGGCAAUUUUCAUCCUGGGACUGCUACAACUUUUCCCGCAAGAAUGGUACAACAUGGUAAUCGCUCUACUCACAGGGUUUCUACUGUUAAGCUCGUCCACACUGGUCGCCAUCACGGUACUCGUAACUACCGAGCUGGGGCCGCGGAAGCUGAUUGCCGCCACCAGUAGUCUAGCCACGGGGAUAUCCGCCAGCAUUGGGUUAAGUUGGUUCUUGCCGAUACUGUGUGCCACCUCGACGCCCCUCGUCUACAGCGUGAUGUUCGAAUCGCCCGCCCACUGGUGGCACACGGCGGACUCGUUCGGGUUUAUCCUGUUCAUCGUGAUCGAGUCGCUCUUUGUGAUACUAUUUCUGCUGUUGUUCCUCACGCUAAUGAAGAAACUGCUUUACCUCGCCAAAAAGCACGACAAACAUAAUACUUCGAUACUGAGGAGGAUAGGGCUGCUGUACCGGACGGCCAUGCUGUUCGUGUCCAAUAUGUUAUGCCACGCGUUCUACUUGGUGUACUUGAACACCGAGGACCGGAUCGGCGGUUAUGUCUUCAGCGCCAGCAGUAUUAUUAUGGGGUUUUCCAUCUUGUGCAGUUUCGUGAUAAAGGCUGAAAUGAAGCAUGACUCGGGAACCACAAGUAGUAAAUCGAGUACGAAACAUAGCUUAGAUGAGAAUUGUUGUUCGGGAUCAAUAAAUAGUCCGUUAAGUUUUUAUACAACCCAAGAGCUAGAUAAGGAUAACGAAUGCCUUCCCGCGGGAGGAAAAACAACGAAAAUUCCACUGACAAUGCUGCCCUCAUCUCAUCAGCAGCAACAGCCACAAGUUCACACACAACAGGCGCAGCAGCAGCACCAAAACCAGCUGCCAUCUCAUAUCACCACGGUCGAGCCCUGCAUCCACGGCGAUGGCCACAGUAUGGAAACCUAUCUCGGGGGCAGCAUUCCAACGGGCGCGUCUAGUAUCUGCAAUUUUGUAGCCCACGAGUACGAGUGCUCGACAGGCGCUGUGAGCGGUUCCCAAGGACUGUGUAACUUCAACGCCAAAACAAACUGCUACGAGUUAAUGGGACAGCAGCAGCAGCAUCAUCCGUCAGUCGCAUCACCACUCGUAUCCAGAGGAGUGCUAGCAGAAAAUCCGAGUGUGAUAGUUACGACAGCAGUGCCUCCGCCAUCCAACGGUGUGUUAGGACAUUUCGAUUGGCAUCAGAAGCAGCCACAGCAGCAGCAUCAACCCUUCGUGGACAUCGUUGGAUGUGGGGUUAGUGUUGCGGGGGGUGGCUUGAGGGAGGCUUUUUCCCAUCAACCGGGAGGAGUGAACGGGAAGUGCUAUAUCACACAACAGCAUCAACAGCAGCCGGAAACGGGCGAGUUCACUGGGGUUGGAGAGCUGGAUAUCUUGAAAGGUGUUGGUCAAGAUAGCGUCAUCGGAAUACACAGCAAAACGCUCCGAAUAUCUGACCCAUCGGGGAGCAACAAGCAGAUUAUAACGCUACUUGACCCAUCGUCCGGCGCCCUAUCGUCGGACCCUCCUCCAGAAUCAUCAUGCUGCAUUCUCCAGCAACAGCAGCAGCAUUCAUCAGUAGAAAUGCAACCUUCUCAAGUGCCAUCAUUUGCUUGUGCAGCAGCAACAGCAGCAGCGGCCACACUUCCAACCGUAUCGGCUCCCGUUAUUGUGGAGCACCAUCCGUAUCAUCUGAAACCCCAACAGACCACACACUAUCCGGCUCCUCAGUCUGCUGAUCCCGCGGUUGCACCGGUCAUCACGGUGACCGAGAGUGACGACCCGGAUCGUAUCGACGGAAUGAUGGAUCGCAUAUCACACGAUCUAGACUAUUUACUCAACCGUACCUCCGAGGUGCCUACCGUAGUACCUAUCCAACUGCGGCAAAGUGGCGGCAGUGCUAGUUGUAGCAAUAGUAGUAGUAGUAGUAGUAGUAGUAACAUUGAUAAUAGUAGAGGGAUUAGUGGUAGCGAGACCAGUAGUACUAACGCAAGAGGUGGACCAUCGAGUGAUAACAGUACAACAACGGUUACGGCGGUACAUUCUGCGAUGCCACCCUGUCAGAAACCACCGCUCGUAUCGUCUUGCCACAGUGUUCAUGAAGUAAUUAUCGAAGAGUCUGAAGACGUAGAUAGCUAAAUAUAGCUUCCCUAGGAUGGAGGAAGAAACUUUCUGCUUGCUGUAUGUUGCACCUGAUCGUAAUUUUCCCAGAACUUGCGUUCACCAUAAUAAAAUUUCUUAGGGUUAUACAAAACUAUUGAAUUCAUCAGAUUUUUCGGAUGUAGAUUAACAUAACUACAAAACAUGGAAAUAUAGUUUGAAUGAAUGGUUAUAAUGAUUUACUAUCGCCACGAUUUUUUCAUCGUCGUAAUGAUUUAAUACAGAUAAUUGACACUGCCUAUCUCACUGACUGUGUUCUGAAAGUGCCAACAUCUCAGCUGCCAGUAGGCAAUAAAACCAAUCUUAGAUCCCCACAGGCAGUUGAUUCAGCUGUUGAAUCAAUAUUUUGUGAAUCAACUAUUCAAACAAAAUUUUUGGUGCAUGAGAUUAUGACAUCUAAAAAUGGCGUUAUUUUGAAGGAUCUUUUUGAUCCGUUUGACUUUCAAACACCUCUUGACAUUAAUCAUUUCCCAUUCAAACACUCUAACAACCCAUUCCAUGAGGUUAUGCACCAAAAAUCAAAUUUUAAAAUGGGAAUAAUUAUUGGUUAGACCCUUAGAAGGGCGAGGUAAUUCUCAGAGGAAAGUUUGAAGAAUUCAGGAAAAAACUAACAUUGCUCUCUACAAUACGGUGAAAUUUAUAUUUAAUACACUUUUCUUGAUUUUGUGACGUUACAAGGCUUGUCCUGUUUUUUUUUCGCGCAGAGCGUGUAGUCACGUCACAGAAUGCAUACUGAUUUUUGCAAGGUUCUUGCAAGUUUUCUAAAAAAAAUCAGUAUACUGGAAUUUGCGUUCAUCUAUUGAUCAUUUUCAUGUGCAUGUUUUGAAACGGAGUUGAAAAAGAGCCGAAAAUCGGAAAAAGAUAGGUGUUGUCACGUCAACAGCAAAAUCGUAUUUAACUAUAAAUUAAUCUCCGACUGACGAUUAUUGUAGGAAAUAAUCAUUUUAGCUAUUAAAUGUCAUCAGUAAAUGGUAAGAAAAUUAUUGUUUUGUCCAACACCCAACACCCGAUUGGACCAAAGUCAUAGAUAACCUUCAAAAUGUUUAUGUUUGAUAGUGAAUAUAGGCUACGAGUUCUUACUUCCGGACAUUUUCCAGAAGCUCAAAUUGUGGAUAAUGACGAUGCAAUCGAUAUCAUAUUAAGUUUGCUGAUAUCAUUGAUUAUUCAGGGGAUUAUUUCGUCCGAUACGAGGGGGAUCUGCAAUAUUUGAAGCGCAACAAAUUUCACCCAUCGUUUGCUUAGUAAAAAUAUGUAAAUAACAACACUUGAUCCGAAUCAUUUGUUAUAUGUUAAGAGUGAAACAAUGUAAAAUGAUGAUUUUCUAACCUUUUCUUGGUGGAAAGAAUAUUUCAAUCCGGGAAAUUUGCAGAAAAUUUCUGAUUUUUCAGAAGAAAUCUCGACACUAAGGGCACUUCUUUGGAAUAUUUUGUACUGUGCCUGUGGAUUCAAAAUGUUCCACUACACGCCUAAUUUUUGAUCUCCGAAUUUGGGUAGUAAAUUUAAUAAUCUCAACUCGUUCUUCCCAUUAUGAAAUGGCAAUCCUUACUGAAGAGAAAUGUCAAGAGAGCGGGAAAAAUAUGGCGUCGUUUGCUGUCCCUAUCGGUCUACUUUUGAAACGUUCGUAUUGAAAUACCAAUUAUAUUACAAUCUCCUGAUGUGUAAACGAUUUAAAUUGAUGAAAACUAGAAACAUUUCCAUUUUCCCGAACAUUUGUUCUGCUCAUUCGUGAGUUUCUCUACCCAUGUCAUUAAUAACGAGCAAUUUAUCGGCGAUCAACGGAGGGUAAUGAUUUAAAGUCUCCGUGAACAAAGAAAAGAAGAAGAAUGAGAAGAGCGAAGGUGAAUAUUUGCCUAGAGCAUAAAUAUUGGAACUCGCUGAGGCAAACGUUUUAGAGGCGAAUGAACUGCAAAGUUUAAAGCCUCUUAAAAACAAAGAAAGAAGAAGAAGGCAAACUUUCAGUACCGUUCUAGAUACGAAGCAAUGAACAUCGCUUGUUCUUCCUUGUUUUGCUUGGCAUGUCUUCGUUUCGGAUUGAGCUUUGGACGCGACCAAAUUACUUACUCGCUGAUGUCUCUGGCAUUGCAAUCAUUACAUCAAACUGACGCCAUUCUAUUAGGGUUCUGAACUACACAAUUGUGUGGGGUAUCAUCAAACUAGGCUAUCAUCGGCUCACCAAGAAAAUAAUUGUUCAGGAAUUUUGUAUGUGAUUUGGUUUCGCAUGACUGUAGCAAAACUAUCUCCACCAAUGAUGAAAGUUAAGCUAAUCGAGACCGGAAAUAUUUAUACAAUAUUAUUAUAGUGUUAAGAAUGUGCACCACAUAAUUAUUUUGGGAAUGUUAAGCUAAACCAUAGUGAAUGUCGUGCUGGAAUGUUGUGAGUUUUUUGGGUCCGGUUGCGAAUCGCAGAACUGCAUUCAACAAGGAUGACAUUUGUGGCAUUUGCGCUAAUAUUGAUCAUAAUGAAGCAAUACAACUCUUUUCGAGGUUAUUGAGAUUAACAGACAGAAUUUAUUUCGUUUAUUUAGUCACCAAGAAAGUGAAUGUCGUUCUAAAAUUCGGUAUGUUAAUGGGUUUCGCUUGCCAGUAGCAAAAUUUCCUCCACUAAGGAUAACAGUUGCGCUUAAUUCGAGCAUGAGAAAAUAAUGCAGCUUUUUUCGAGACCAGUAAUAUUAACAGAAGCGUUUCUUUUGAGAAUAGCGCAAAAUGAUGAGAAGUGUUGAUAUUCUUAGUCGCUUCAAGCCACCAAUGUAUGGUUCUAUAUGCAUGCUAUGUUGAACGCUUGCUUGAUGCUGAUUUUUUUUCGUUGUACGAACGAUGUCGAGAGAUGCGAUUCCACUGAGACAAUACUAAGUAACAUGUAGCAUGAUAUUUGAUACUUGCAAGUUUUGCCAUUGUUGUUGUUUUCAUUCGGUGCCAAACGAGAUUGAUGUAGUUAUGAGAUGUGGAAUAAUGUUGCUGGUGCUACAAGUAUAUAAUCGCCUGUAGCCAAUUGUAUGUAAAUUGCGAAAAAGGCCACCGGAAUAGCGUUCGAGGUAAUGCAUUGACAUAAAACCAAACCAUUCUACUAAACAGUUAUUUCUAAUAUUUCACUGCAUUCGAAAAUAAUAUCCGAAGUUAUUAACAAGUGACUUGAACAAAAUAACAGCGUAGUUCUACGUCAACAAUGUGGUCGUGUAUUGGACACAACCUUCUAUCAUUUUUUUUUGCCCUUGACUUCUCUUACGAUCUUCUAUGCCGUUAAGUCGCUGAUCCCGUGUUCCUUUGCCCCCGAAUCUUCCUUUUGAUAACCCUCGGAUUCCGAACUGACCUCGGACGAACUGUGGCUGCGUAUAGGUGUUCUUUAUGUUCUUGGUCUUUUUGUGACAUUUGCGCAUGGGACAAAUCACGAAUACGCUGCCACUUCGCCAUGGCGCAACUGUCAAACUAAGGAAAUCGGCUCAUUUUACUCGCAGCCUUUUAUGAUAUGAACUAUACCUUACGAGCAUGCCAAAGCGUUGUAUGCACAGAUGAAACGGGAACAUUAUUUGUACGAUGGUACAAACAUUAUCAAGCAUGCGGUACAACAGAAAAGCUACAAUGUUCAAUGGAUGAUACAAUUUUAGUGGAAUGAUAUCUGCAAGAGUUCCAAGGUAGAGUUUUGACGAAAGAUUUAUUCUUCAGAGUGUCUUUCAGGGAUAUAGUAAAUUAAAUUAAAAUUAAACACAGAUGAAUGGUGUUAAUUGACUUUAAUCUGAAAAUGAUUUUAAUAUUGUCAUUUCGUUCAAAUAUAAUUUCCGGUAAGGUACACGGGGGCAAGUUGAAACGGUUUUCUCGAAGUUCAUCUUAAAAGUUAUCUUAAAAAACACUAAAUUAAUAAAAUAAAAUCUUUUCGCAACAUAUACAAGGUAUAGCAGAUGACUUUCGAUAAAAAAUAGAGAUUCUCACUGAAUGCUCCGAAAAAUACAAUUUUCCAAAAUUUUUAGUUUUCAUAUGCAAGACUGAGUUUAAUGUACGGUUUCGCUUCUCGAACAUAUAAACUAUUGAAAAAAGGGGUUUUGGCACACAUGAGAAGUGGAGGAGUAGUCUGAUACCAGCAAACUGGACACUACAUAAAAGGGAUCAAAACCCGAAACUAAGAAAUCAGGCGCUGUCAUGCCAGACUAGAGUCAAGUAUGGAAAAGUUCAUUCGCUCAUUUCUCCACACCUAAUUAUAAAUCACUCUUGUAUCUGCUUGGAAUAAUCAUGGCGAAAAGAAUGCAGCAAGCAAUCGUGAGAUUGCACGAUGAAGCAUUUUACACUCCCCGACCAUCUUCAUUCGGAACUGAUAGUUAACGUAACAAAACAAAGAAUAGAAAACAACAUUCAAUGAAUGAAUACUCCUUUGGAAAGAUCGCACUAAACAAAAUAACGAGUGAGUCAAGUUAGACUGAAUCUGCGUGUAUGUAUGAUUUUAUUUUCCCUUAUACUCUUUUCCUUGUCUGCAUUCAAGUGCUCAUGAAUCCACCUUCCCGCUCACCAAUAACUUGUGUUAAUAUGGUCUUUUCCGUUGGCUUAGAUCGUUUCAUACUAGAAACAAAAAAAUGUCAUUGCAAUAGCGCACAGAAAAACAACUCGAUUUCAGCUAUCUACCUAUAUUUUACUGCCGCGAUCGAGACUCAAUGAUUGCUAUUUGAGUGAAAAACGAACGAUUUUACAGAGACACUCGUUUGGGCAAGCAAAAGUUUCCACUAUCUAACGUCAUCCCGAGAGGCAAAAGAGAGAAUGCAAAAUUUUCUGAGAAUAGAUGAGCGGAAUCGAGACAGUAUUUUUCCGUUUUAAUCGAGAAUGAACUUGGCGAAGAGGAUAGGUGAAUGUUUUCUGUCUCAAAUAAAGUGAGGCAUAAACGGAGAAUAGAAGGGUGAGUUUCAUCUGUUGUUGAACGAAUUUCGAUGCGAUUUUGCCCAUACCUGACUAGAGCCGCUCAAAACAGCUACUAAUGAACUUUAUGAAAUCAUUCAGAUCUUCAAAUAUUAUGUAACGCACUCAGAAAGGGAGGAGGGGAUACUUUGUCGAAUCUGGUUUAAAAUAAGUCUAAGCAAAUUUAUGCAAAUGCCCAAAAGGAAGUAUAAAACUGUGGAAAAUUUUCGUUACGCAAUACUUGAAUGACCCCUUGUUUGUUUACAAAAUUUUACAAAAUUGACUUUUCUGACAUGUUAAGGAACGAAAUAAAAAUGUUUAUUCCAACUUCAAUCCAUCAUUCCUAGUAAAAGGUAUGACUUCCGUUUCAUUAGUCUAUUGAAUCGCAUCAUCUAAAAUAUUCGAUCUCCGAAUGUUUCGUUUAAUAAAUAAAUUCUAGAAUGUUGUACCGUGUUGUUGAAACCACAGCCAGUGUUCAUGACCCUGUAACGAUCACUAUUACCUGUUUACGUACUGGUCGGUAUCAUUUUCGAAGAAAAACGGAGCAAUGAUUCCACCGGCUACAGUGGUGUUACGACAAUAUGGCGCGAGAAUUUCGUUCACUCCAAAUGCGGCAGUUUUGUUUAUUGCAUUUUGCUCUUAACCAAAAGGACUCUUCAUUGCUGAACAAAAUUUUCUUGUGAAGACCACGAUAAGUUUUUCAAACUGAACCAUGGUUUUCGUGAAAAAAAAUGGAACAUCUCAAAAGUCUAUUCAUCUAUUCGUAAUAUCUGAAUAGUGAUAAGGAGGUUAAUCGAACAAAUGUUUCAGAAUCUAGAACUUUUGUAACUGAUCUUUCUGGAAAGAUUAAGGGACUCCUCAGGAGAAUAACAAUUGUAAUAAAGAUAUUGUCUUUUGUGAGCCGAUAGUUCAUCAUAUAAUAAUUCUGUUGAUGUGAAUUCGGAGAAUUCGUUAAGCGACUAUUUCGCUCGAAGAUUAAAUGAUACCUCUUAGUUACCGUAACCAUUGAAAGGCUUCAAAAUGAUUGAAUCACUACUUCUCCUUAAAGCAACAGGCUUACCUUUCUCACCCCGUCGUAGGUGAAAAAGGUAAGCCAAUAUUGAUUUUAAUCUACGGUCUAACAUUCCGCUCACACGUGGCCGGCUGGGUGCUAUCAGCAAACUCGAAUAAAUUGAUUAAUUUUAAUCAAGUUAACCUUUCUCACUUUCGGGCUGUCUCAUAUUACCUACUACCACCUGAUAAGAAGGAUCCACCACCGACGAUAGCAGACAGAGCGACUUCGCCGGGCGCCGCCUGCCAGUUGGUGUGAUUCUGUUUGUGGUUAAUUAUAAUAUGUGAUGAAAAUAGCAAUUUUGAGCCCGGAUGGCAUGUUCCAGAUGGUGUGUGCCGGGCUCUGUUUGGGGGAAUAUUAAACACAGACUCCGGAGCGUGCUCCUAUUUGGUUCUCAUUAACAUAGGGCGUUCGGAAAUAAGUAAUUAUUUCAGCAUGGCGUAUUGCUCCUCGGGUGGAAAAUUCGACGGAAUAAUGUCAAGUUCAUGGUGUGUGAACACACAUACCCUCGUGAGAGGUGUUACAGGGUCAUUAUUGUGUGUGGUGAAAUUUAAUUUUGAUUAUAUUCAUAACCUGCCAUGUUACUCCGCUGGAACGCUGUGUAGGAACAAAUUAAAAAAGGGUGCUACAAUUUAACCGCUUGAUUCAAGUUGUUUUUAAGCAAUGAUCGUAAUUGAAUUCAUAUUUUUAUUUUUCCUUCGGUUUGUUAACUCGAAUGAGUUAUCAAUUUAAUAACAAAAAACAGAGUAUACAAAUUCAAACAUAGAUAGAGCUUUUCAUUAUCGAUCUGAUCGAUCGAAAUUUUGUUCAUUUUGCAAUCGAAUUUUCAAAACUGUAUAAAGAGCAUAAAACCAAUUCCGACAAACAUUCAGGACAGGAUGCAACAUACAGCACAGCACAGAACUAUCUGGAUCUACAGUGGAUAGUAGGUAAUUGAACAAAACAGGUGCUUCACAUUUGCGCCAUAUCUGGCAGCAGUAUGAACAACGUUGGAUAUAAAACAAUUUUGAAAUGACACAAUCAAAGUAAAGUACCCGAGGCAGCGUAAAACCACAUCGAAUUUUGUAAAUAUAUUAUUUUAAUAGAUAUAAUUACAAGUGUAAAUAACUGUUUUGUAUAUACAUCGAAAACCAAAUCGCGAAGAGAAAUCAUCACACUGAAAAGUUCUUUUUUUUUUUGUAUAAUAAGCGAAGACGAAAUACACUAGUAGAAUAAGUGAAGAAAGUGCAGUCGGGCAAGUUGUAACUCACACUUGUAAUAUACGUAACUAGCAAACCAUACGACGACCGAACCAAAUUUCUCCAUAUUUUAUUCUGCCACUGUAUACCUGAGAAAUUUAAUUACGUUCAUAUUUUACUAAUAGUUCCUUUGUGUCGAAAACUAUGCGGUGUUAGUUGAAGUACCUGAAACCGGUCGACGUAACCGGGAACGUAUGUCUGCCAUAAAAACUUCAGCUAAACACUAGCAGUGUUUAGGAUUGCAUUUAUCACAUGUGUUGAAGGCCGGAAAAUUAUGGCCACUAAAUUAUGACAGACGACAAAUAAGGUUAAUUACUAACAAUUUAAAACUAAGUUCAAGCAAACCACAUUGAAUCUGUUCAUUAUUUCGCCUAACAUAAACAAUAUAUUGUAUAUAGUAAAUGAAAGGUUAUUGGCUCCGGGAGUGAUAAAACGAUUGAGUCCUAGGAAAAUAAAAGAAAAAAUAAAUACGGGAGCGGUAACCAAUCAAGGUGAGUUACACGAGAAGUAUUUUCUUACUCUAUUGAGCGAAAAUCUGUCAUACGAGGUAACCUAGCUAAAACAAAGACAGUUUUGUAUGAUGUUUGAAAAUGAUCUGAUAAAUAUAAGACAAAUUUAAAACAAUCGAAAGCGAACCUAGU
This is a messenger RNA of Toxorhynchites rutilus septentrionalis, 15600 nucleotides long. RefSeq lists its product as uncharacterized. Lineage: Eukaryota; Metazoa; Arthropoda; Insecta; Diptera; Culicidae. Bases 2439 to 7775 code for a protein of 1778 amino acids. The record is from RefSeq and is a predicted model, not a curated record. Gene Ontology annotation, cellular component: membrane. The transcript has 26 exons. Gene Ontology annotation, molecular function: G protein-coupled receptor activity.